Messenger RNA from Lodderomyces margitis, 777 nucleotides. RefSeq lists its product as uncharacterized. Gene Ontology annotation, biological process: ubiquitin-dependent protein catabolic process. Lineage: Eukaryota; Fungi; Ascomycota; Pichiomycetes; Serinales; Debaryomycetaceae. The record is from RefSeq and is a predicted model, not a curated record. The annotation marks the transcript as partial. Gene Ontology annotation, molecular function: ubiquitin protein ligase binding. The transcript has a single exon.
AUGCCUAAAACAAUCCCACAGAUAUUAGACCUAGACUCGUCAUCAACAUCAUUAAACUCUGUGGAAUCAACAGAAGGCUCGUCCCGUAUGGCAUCUACUUCGUCCCUUUCCUUUGCUGGCGAGCCACAAUUGUCGAGAAUCAGAACAAGUCACUUAAUACAGAAUAGACCGAGAAAAAGGAAAAGAACACCAAUAAUACAAGAUGAAGAAAGAGAUACUGCUAGUGUACCAGAGUCAACGCAACGUCAACUAGAUGCAAGCAAGCAAAUAUUGUACAAUGUUAUCGAUCGAAUAAUUGCAGGUCAAACGAUGGGCCAUUCUGUGCCAUUUCUUUAUAGUCGAGUCGAGGCAAUUUGCCGAUACAAACAUAAUGAGCAAAAAGGAUUGGCUGACUACUUGCUUGACAAGCUUGAUGGAUUUUUCAAAGAAAAGAUCGAGAACGCAAUUGCAGAUGUCGAAGAUGCAGGCAUUACGGAAUCAGAGGGGGGACAGCUCUUCCACUCCUUGGAAGUCUGUGAACACGUUCUCAAAGGUUGGAAGACUUGGAAUACGGCCAUCGUGAAACUAAGUCAAGUGUUUAGCUACCUUGAAAGAAACUAUUUGCGGUCACGAAAGUCUUCUAUAGUCGAAUACGGCAAAUCAAAAUUCACAAAGACAUAUUUUACAGACCUUUUACCUCCUGGUACUGAAAAGAACACCAGCUACGGAGAUUCUUUACUAAAACUGUAUGCGCUGAUAACUUUUGUGUUUUAUGAAGCAAAAUACUGGAAGACUUUU